CUGUUGCACAGUUCAUGGACGGUUAUCGGCAUUUGGGACGGUUGUUGUUGCUUCUGUAAGGCGGUUGCCUGUGUCACCAAGCAGACGUGUGCCAGUCUAGAAGCAGCGCGAUACAAGCUAUCUUCCCACCGUGAGACGAGAUGCGGCGCGGCCACUGAGCGGCGCGCGAGUCCGCAGCCAUGCCCCGCUACACGUGCAAGCGGCCGCCGCCGGCGCCCACCUCCUCGAUCCAGUUCGAUGCCGGCGUCUCUGACCGCAAGCCGACGGCGGCCAAGUCGGCCGGCACGCUCGGCCGCUGGGGCGUCACCAGCUUCACCUCCAUCCGCAGCAGCAUCGUCAAUGGCUCUGGCGCGCCGGGCGAGGCGGACCCCGUCGACGGUCGUCCGGCGUCGCCGCCGCCGGCGCACGCCGACCCGUUCUCGUUCGAGUCGACCACGCCCGGGG
This is a messenger RNA of Pollicipes pollicipes, 444 nucleotides long. RefSeq names its product protein wings apart-like. The record is from RefSeq and is a predicted model, not a curated record. Lineage: Eukaryota; Metazoa; Arthropoda; Thecostraca; Pollicipedomorpha; Pollicipedidae.